AGGAGGCUGUCGGGCAGGGGUUGGUAGUAGUAGUGAAUGACACAGCUUUGCCAGAUGACAUGUAGCGGACCUCUGCAUCAGCCAAGAGGAAUUAAGCUUUGUCACUCCCCACUGGGACUACCUUUCUCCUGGUAUGUGCGCAAGGAAUUCAUAUGCUGCUGCCGCCGCAGCCACCAGAGCAGAGCCCUGAGUACACUUUGCCAGAGAAAGCAGCGAGCAAGAAUGAUAGCUGUCUCUUUUAAAUGCCGUUGUCAAAUUCUGAGGCGACUUACUAAAGAUGAGAGUCCCUACACUAAAUCCGCCAGCCAGACAAAGCCGCCUGAUGGAGCAUUGGCUGUGAGGAGACAGAGCAUACCAGAGGAAUUCAAGGGCUCCACUGUGGUUGAAUUGAUGAAGAAGGAAGGCACCACCCUGGGUCUGACAGUGUCCGGAGGAAUUGACAAGGAUGGCAAGCCACGGGUGUCCAACCUGCGGCAGGGAGGAAUCGCUGCUAGAAGUGACCAGCUAGAUGUGGGUGACUACAUCAAAGCUGUGAAUGGGAUCAACCUGGCCAAAUUCCGCCAUGAUGAGAUCAUCAGCUUGCUGAAGAAUGUUGGAGAGAGAGUGGUUCUUGAAGUGGAAUAUGAGCUUCCACCAGUCUCUGUACAAGGAUCAAGUGUUAUUUUCCGAACAGUGGAGGUCACGUUACAUAAAGAAGGCAACACCUUUGGUUUUGUAAUACGAGGGGGAGCCCAUGAUGAUAGGAAUAAAUCUCGCCCAGUUGUGAUAACAUGUGUUCGUCCUGGAGGGCCUGCUGACAGAGAGGGCACUAUCAGACCUGGAGACAGGUUGCUCAGUGUGGAUGGAAUUCGGCUUCUUGGAACCACACAUGCUGAAGCCAUGAGUAUUCUUAAACAAUGUGGACAAGAAGCAACGCUGCUGAUAGAAUACGAUGUCUCAGUAAUGGAUUCUGUGGCAACAGCAUCCGGGCCAUUACUAGUUGAAGUUGCCAAAACUCCUGGUGCCAGCCUUGGGGUUGCCCUAACUACCUCCAUGUGCUGUAACAAACAGGUCAUUGUCAUAGACAAAAUCAAAUCUGCAAGCAUUGCAGACAGAUGUGGUGCGCUGCACGUGGGGGACCACAUCCUGUCCAUCGAUGGCACUAGCAUGGAGUACUGCACGCUCGCGGAGGCCACUCAGUUCCUGGCAAACACCACUGACCAGGUCAAGUUGGAGAUCCUUCCCCAUCAUCAGACUCGCCUGGCCUUGAAGGGACCUGACCAUGUGAAAAUUCAGAGGAGCGACAGGCAACUUCCCUGGGAUUCCUGGGCCAGCAACCACUGCAGCCUUCACACCAACCACCACUAUAAUACGCACCACCCUGACCAUUGCAGAGUGCCAGCCCUGACAUUCCCGAAAGCGCCUCCUCCAAACAGCCCUCCAGCUGUGGUGUCUUCGUCCUUCUCUCCUACCUCCAUGAGUGCGUACAGCCUGAGUUCCCUGAACAUGGGGACUUUACCUCGAAGCCUCUACUCUACUAGCCCACGAGGAACCAUGAUGAGGAGGAGACUGAAAAAGAAAGACUUCAAAAGCUCACUGUCUUUAGCCUCUAGCACAGUGGGAUUGGCUGGACAGGUUGUUCACACGGAAACCACAGAAGUUGUGUUGACAGCAGAUCCUGUCACAGGAUUUGGAAUCCAACUGCAGGGCAGUGUGUUUGCCACAGAGACUCUCUCUUCCCCACCUCUGAUUUCCUAUAUUGAAGCUGACAGCCCAGCAGAGAGAUGCGGGGUGCUACAGAUUGGAGACAGAGUGAUGGCCAUUAAUGGAAUUCCAACUGAAGACAGCACCUUCGAGGAAGCCAAUCAGCUCCUCCGAGACUCUUCCAUCACUAGCAAGGUCACCCUGGAAAUCGAGUUUGAUGUCGCAGAGUCCGUCAUCCCAAGCAGUGGGACAUUUCACGUAAAGCUCCCCAAGAAGCACAAUGUGGAACUCGGAAUAACGAUCAGCUCACCAUCAAGUAGAAAACCAGGGGAUCCCCUUGUCAUUUCAGAUAUCAAGAAAGGGAGUGUGGCACACAGAACUGGAACUCUGGAACUUGGGGAUAAAUUACUUGCAAUUGAUAACAUCCGGCUGGACAACUGUUCCAUGGAAGAUGCAGUUCAAAUCCUUCAGCAGUGUGAAGACCUGGUGAAGCUCAAAAUCCGCAAAGAUGAAGAUAAUUCAGAUGAGCAAGAAAGUUCCGGAGCAAUUAUUUACACUGUGGAGCUGAAGCGCUACGGGGGGCCCCUUGGCAUCACAAUUUCAGGAACUGAAGAGCCAUUUGAUCCUAUAAUCAUUUCAAGCCUCACUAAAGGGGGAUUAGCUGAAAGAACUGGUGCAAUCCACAUAGGAGAUAGGAUCCUCGCCAUCAACAGCAGCAGCUUGAAAGGGAAGCCUCUGAGUGAAGCCAUCCAUUUGCUACAGAUGGCAGGAGAGACUGUCACCUUGAAAAUUAAAAAACAAACAGAUGCCCAGUCAGCAUCCAGUCCCAAGAAGUUCACCAUUCCCAGCCACUUGAGUGACCUGGGAGAUGUGGAGGAGGACUCCUCUUCAAUGCAAAAGCCCAGCAAACUCUCUGACAUGUACACCGCCGCGGUGCCCAGCGUGGACAGUGCCGUGGACUCGUGGGAUGGGUCUGGAAUAGAGGCCAGCUAUGGGAAUCAAGGCACCAGUUUUCAGGCCUCAGGAUACAAUUUCAACACCUAUGACUGGAGGAGUCCAAAACAGAGAGGAAGCUUGUCCCCAGUCCCCAAACCUCGAAGCCAGACUUACCCAGAUGUGGGCCUGAAUAAUGAAGAGUGGGACCGUUCCACAACCAGUGGUUUUGCAGGGACUUCUGACUGUGCAGAGGCUGAGCAGGAGGAGAACUUCUGGUCUCAAGCGCUGGAGGAUUUAGAAACCUGUGGACAAUCGGGAAUUCUGCGAGAACUCGAGGAGAAAGCUGACAGGCGUGUGUCUUUGAGAAACAUGACUCUCUUGGCAACAAUCAUGUCGGGGAGCACUAUGAGUCUGAAUCACGAGGCUCCAACACCUCGCAGCCAGCUGGGGCGACAGGCCAGCUUCCAGGAACGGAGCAGCUCACGGCCACACUACAGCCAAACAACUCGGAGCAACACCCUGCCUUCAGAUGUGGGCAGGAAGUCUGUGACCCUGAGAAAAAUGAAGCAAGAAAUAAAGGAGAUUAUGUCCCCAACUCCUGUGGAGCUGCACAAGGUGACCUUGUACAAGGAUUCUGACAUGGAAGACUUUGGGUUCAGUGUAGCAGAUGGCUUGCUAGAGAAGGGAGUCUAUGUAAAAAAUAUUCGCCCAGCUGGGCCAGGCGAUCUUGGUGGCUUAAAGCCCUAUGACAGACUCUUACAGGUUAAUCAUGUCCGAACUAGAGACUUUGACUGCUGUCUUGUCGUGCCCCUCAUAGCAGAAUCUGGUAAUAAGCUGGACCUGGUUAUUAGCAGAAACCCACUGGCUUCCCAGAAAUCCAUAGAACAGACUCUACCAGGAGGAGACUGGAGUGAACAGAACAGCGCCUUUUUCCAACAGCCUAGCCACGGUGGUAAUCUGGAGAUGCGAGAACCCACUAAUACAUUAUAGCAACACUUUUAUAAAGCAGGACAAAAGACGAUAUCUACAUGGUGCUAAAAAUCCCUUUAAGAUUUCUGUGACAUUUGAAGCACAGAUAAUCACGUGGCAUUAACUGCAAGCACAGGGGUCUUUUAAAAUCUCUCUCAUGGCUCAUGUUCACUUCCCUUUUCAAGUUGAAGAUUUCUUUUUAGGUGACCACUAUGAUAUAUAGCAGGCAAUUCCCUGCCAAGCCCAUUGGUAGAGAAAAAGAGAAAAAUAGGCUGCCCUCCCCCCCCAGAAUUAACAUCAGAGGAAAUUUUUUUACAAAUUCAUCUUAACGAUCACUUUUUAAAAAAAGAAAUGUCUGUCUGAAAAUAUUCUCAAUGAUAAUUUCCUUAAUUCACUUUGAAAUCAGUUUCUUACUAUGAAGUCAUUAACAUAAGAACAUGACCAACAUGAAGCUGGCUCUUACUAGGGGAACUAGUAUUCGGUACACUGCAGGGACUGCUGCAAUGGGAGGGGUACGGGUAAAAAGUUAUCUUAAAAUGUUCAGCAAUGAUGCACGUAGGAGACCAUAAUAGGUGGUGGUAAAUGUUUGCCCAAAUAUAGGAAUGAUUUUAACUCUAAGAUGUAUGCUAUUCCCUAUGCAACAAAUUAUCAAACAGGAUAUGUCUUGUGACCUGUUUUUUUUUUUUAAGGACACAUUUUUUAAUAGCUAAAAAUCUCUGAUAAUGAAAUUAGAGUGUGUAGGAACACUGAGAAUUAGUUAUAUUAUCCUAUUUUUAAAAUUCAAGACUAAGAAUUUAAGAGAGAAUGAAGAUUCUAUUAAAAUGAGAUUCAUCUUAUUAAUAGGCAAAUCAAACUCAUACUGCUUGACAUGUUUUGAAAACUGGUUAAUAUUGAGGGGUGUACAGCACAUGUACUUAAAAAUGACACUGGAUUAUCUUUUGUUCUGAGCCAUGCCACUUAUGGAAAUUGUAAAUACAUUUUUCACAAAAUGCAUUGCCAAUUACUACCAUCCCUCAAAGCAAUAAAUCGUGACAGUUGCUUUUAAUGAUUGUUGGCAACUGUUUUCAUUUGUUCAGAUAUUUUGAAUAGUACACUAAUAACUGUUAUUUGGUAAAUAUUUAAAAAAUAGAUCUGUAUAUUGAUGGUAGAAUGUUGAAACAAUUAUUUUCCAAACAUUUUCAUUUUGGUUAAUGAUUCAAACAACCAUUUAGGCGAAGCAUUCAAACACUGUGUCCUUUGUUUAAGGAAAAAGUUCACCUUUCUUUUUGUGCAAAGAAAUAUAUAAUUUAAAUCACAUUUCAGAACCGCCAGGGCAAGAAAGUGUAAGGCAGAAUCAUGUUAAGGAAGGAAAAAAAGAUCAUGAGUCACUUAAAUAUGUAUUUUUAUUUGUAACAAACAAGUAUUAAACUGUAAAGUAUUUUUGUACAAAUUUAAUACUUUAAUAGCAUGGUAUUUAUCGUCUAUGUAUGGUUUUGGGGAAUUCAAAACUGUUGCAAAUAUUUGUAUGAAAAAAAACCCUCUACAAAUGGAAUAAACAGUGAUUUUAAAAAGUCAAAAA
This is a messenger RNA of Ictidomys tridecemlineatus (thirteen-lined ground squirrel), 5146 nucleotides long. RefSeq names its product glutamate receptor interacting protein 1 (gene Grip1). Gene Ontology annotation, biological process: neurotransmitter receptor transport, endosome to postsynaptic membrane. Gene Ontology annotation, molecular function: protein binding. The record is from RefSeq and is a predicted model, not a curated record. NCBI's taxonomy places the organism in Eukaryota, Metazoa, Chordata, Mammalia, Rodentia, Sciuridae.